Monoraphidium neglectum is the source of this 1290-nucleotide messenger RNA. RefSeq names its product 40S ribosomal protein S3-3. Bases 1 to 1290 code for a protein of 429 amino acids. The record is from RefSeq and is a predicted model, not a curated record. Gene Ontology annotation, molecular function: RNA binding. NCBI's taxonomy places the organism in Eukaryota, Viridiplantae, Chlorophyta, Chlorophyceae, Sphaeropleales, Selenastraceae. The transcript is spliced from 10 exons.
AUGGCCGAGCGCAUGCAGCGCGCCCCCAUCCCGGUCCCGUCGCUGCCGUUCGGCGCGCUGCAGACGGCGUUCGUCGCCCCCAGCGGCACCUAUGCAAACAGCGACGCGCCGCCGGUCGUACUCCUGCAUGGCUUUGAUAGCAGCAGCCUGGAGAUGCGGCGCCUGCACCCCCUCCUGGAGCAAGAGGUCGAGGCCUGGGCAGUGGACCUGAAGCGGGAGCACCUCUUCAGCUUCUGGCAGGAGAAGAUCGGCCGGCCGAUGGUGCUGGUGGGCGCGUCGCUGGGCGGAGCCAUUGCCCUGGAGUUUGCGCUCGAAUACCCAGAGGCCGUGGAGAAGAUUGUUCUCAUCGAUGCUCAGGGUUUCAUCGACGGCAUCGGCCCCAUGUCCACGAUGCCGCGCCCGCUGGCCGCCGCGGGCGUGUGGGUGCUGAGGACCGAGCAGCUGCGCAUGGCGGCCAACCGCAUGGCGUACCACGAUCAGGCCUUCGCCACGGAGGACGCCAUGCGCGUCGGGCGGCUGCACACGCACCUGGACGGAUGGUCGGACGCGAACAUCGCAUUCAUGCGGGGCGGCGGCUACGCGAUCAGCACGCGGCUCGGACAGGUCACUCAGCCCGUUCUGGUGAUCUGGGGGCGCCAGGACCAGAUCUUGGAGCCCAAGUAUGCAGAUCAGUUCUUGGAUGUGCUGCCUGACGCGCGGCUCGUGUGGCUCGAGGGCUGCGGCCACUGCGGCCACCUGGAGAAGCCGCGCGAGACCGCCGACGCCAUCCUCGGGUUCAUCAACGGGGGCGGCGCGGCCUCGGACGGCCGGGCGGGCGGCGCGUUCGUCGCGGAUGGCGUCUUCUACGCCGAGCUCAACGAGCUGCUCGUGCGUGAGCUGGCCGAGGACGGCUACAGCGGCGUGGAGGUCCGCCAGACGCCCAUGCGCACAGAGAUCAUCAUCCGCGCCACGCGCACUCAGAACGUCCUUGGCGAGAAGGGCCGCCGCAUCCGCGAGCUGACCUCUGUGGUGCAGAAGCGCUUUAACUUCCCCCCAGAGACCGUAGAGCUCUACGCCGAGAAGGUCGCCAACCGCGGCCUGUGCGCCGUGGCGCAGGCAGAGUCGCUGAGGUACAAGCUGCUCGGCGGCCUCGCCGUGCGCAGACGCGGCGGCGGCGCGGAGGAGCGGCAGCGUGCCGGCCGCGGCCGCGAGGGGCACGGGGCGGCCAGCGACGGCGGCAGGCGGCGCUGCUGGCGGCAGCAGCUGCCGGGCAGCCAGGCGCGGGAGCUGCUGCAGGAGCAGCUGCUAUGA